This is a messenger RNA of Cucurbitaria berberidis CBS 394.84, 3399 nucleotides long. RefSeq lists its product as uncharacterized. The record is from RefSeq and is a predicted model, not a curated record. NCBI's taxonomy places the organism in Eukaryota, Fungi, Ascomycota, Dothideomycetes, Pleosporales, Cucurbitariaceae. The coding region runs from base 1 to 3399 and encodes 1132 amino acids. The transcript has a single exon.
AUGCCAGAACCUCAGCCAGACAGCUACGUGCUGCUCGAGUCGUCGUUCCUCGCAUCCCCCAAACUACAACAACACAAGCAGCUCCCGCGCCGCAGCGACGAACAUCGUUCUUUCUCGCGCACUGCAGCACCCCUCAGACGGGAUCCAUCGUACACGUAUAGCGAGGCCGAGUCAGUCGUCAGUAGUCAGCAAUCUACGCCGCUAGCAUCGCCAGGCGCAUUGACGGGGGCAGAGAACGGCCUACCACCCACUCCGCCCACCGUAUCGCAAGACGGGGCAGUCGCACAGGACUCUGAGCCACCGCCCCAUGCCGACGGCGUGGUAAACUCCCUCCUGUCGAAGAAGUCGUCUCUCAGCACGCCAGUCAAUGCCCGCAGCCCUCCGACGCCUGAUCCAAGCCCACCACGAAGCAGCGAAUCCAAUACCUCGAACCUCGUCCCCAGUCGCCCGCCCAUGUUUGCCUAUCCAUCGUCGAGAGCAGAGUCCUUCAAAACGGCAAGAGAAGACCCCGUGUCCUCUGAGCCUAGCGACAGUCGAUCGAUAACACCAGUGGGGGAUAGGCUGAGCACAGUCGAGGAGGAUAGGGGACUGGGACUUGCUUUUGAGGUCGAGGACAACGACGUCACGCCCACCGAGAGAACACGAGCUUCGUCUUCCGCCGAGAUUCACAAUGCGGAUACAAUGGCCGGCGCGGAGGAGGACAAGGGUUUCCCGGCGGUGGAGGAUAUACCUGAUCGGGAGUGGAACACAGAUAUGAUGCGCAACGUAACCAUCCGUAGAAAACGACGAACGCCAAGCUCAUCGCCCCGUAAGCAACGAGCUCCUGCCGUCACUGUCGUAGAAACUGCCUCGCCCUCGCCGAGCACAAGGGCGCGUCGAAGCUCAGGUCUUCGCGAGCGCGUCGAAGCGAGCAGCAACAGUCCACAUACUCCAUCCAUCGAGAUGUUUGCGCAGUCCAUUGGCUGGCCUAGCGGGGACAAGGAAUUGUCGGAAGAAACACAGCGUGAUGUCAGCAACCAGCGACUUUCCACCGCGUCCGUGGGCUCGACUGUUGUAGAGGCCGUAGUGAUUGUGACACCACCACGGAGACGGCAGACGCUCCGUCACUCUGGAAAGAACAUGGCUUACAGAAGAGACACCAGUUCACCUGCAGAUCUAGGCUCAGUCACGUAUUCGAACCGCAAUUCUGUCCUGUCCGAUGAUGUUCCGUUGCAUCGCCUGGUCCAUAAGAGGACCAGUGUUGUCGACAGAAAUAAGAGGAUCAGUGCCGAGUCGGACACCCUCGGCAGUGAGCGUAAUUAUUCUUCUCCUGUUUCGUCAUUACGGCAGAGAACCAUUGAUAGCACAGCGCAUACACUCGCGCAUCAGGAGUCCAUUCGCAAUGUACUGCAACCCGCAGCAGAUAUAAUGAGCAGGUCAAGUCCCCUCUCACGAUCCUAUGCAUCCACUGGCAGCUACCACAAGCGCAUCUCGUCUGCCCCGGAACCUGUACGGAGGUUAGCACCCAGGAACUUCUCACAGUUGUCUCCGCCUGAGAGUCCGCGACCUGUAGAAGACAUAUUCUUUCAAUCGCCUGUUCAUGAACGAGAGGCAUCGCCUACACUCUCACCAAAGCCAUUCCUAGCAUCCCCUGCAUCACGUAAAGAAGGGCAACGACAGCCCCGUUCCGAAUUCAAGCAUGCAGCCAACGUCAACAAGUCUCUACCCGAUGUUCCGAUACAAUAUACAGAUGAGCAUGUACUGCAAGAUGUGUUCGUAGAGGCAAGUGAGCCAGUUGAGGACAAAGAGGAGAACCAUCCGCCAGUUGCGUUAAUGGAAAGAGUGCGGCAACUGGUCGCUCAACGUGAGACCGACGAAGAGACUACGCUCAUUACACAGUCAAGCAAAGAUCCCACUUCCCCCGAGCAUUUGAAACAGUUCUCGCCUCUCCAAGACAGCUCGCCGUCUGUUCGUCAAGACUCGCGUUCGUCAAAAUCUGGAGAGGGCAAUCGCACAUCUCUGUCUCCAGAUACCCAUCUACGACCGAGCUUGGACCGAGUGUCAACAGAGGAAAUGGUGCGUCGUAGCUACGAGGGACGCAGGCCCUCUGAGGAGCAUGGACGAGUCAGCUUCGACAGGUCAACGAUACGCACUGAGGAACAUGCUAUGGCGCGACAUCUCUUUGCGCAGACGACACCCUUCUCACAACACUCGGAUACGCCCAUCGAGGUCAGUGAAGCGACUGCCGUUAGCAUCUACCCGCACAACAACCACUCCCUCCUUGUGGUGCAGCAGCUUUCUCGCGGCAACUCCAUGUUCCCGGAUCAGAGUCAGUUGACUGGCGACACAUUACUCACAGAGCAGGAUCACCGAGACUUGCAACCCACACCAACCCCGCCAUUUGUGGAUGCAAGCGAAGAGCAUAUUGAAAGCAAUGAGCAUCCUCUCCCGCCAAGUCUGAACUUUGAACCAUCCACGCCUCCAUUGCAAAUCGGCUUCGCUCAGCCCAGUGCCGUAGACUCUCCUCUCAAGAAUCCUCGACCGCCACCAGAACCACCCAGGAUUAUGUUCAUUCCUCCCACGCCGGCUGAGGAGCUCGAGCGCGAACUUGUACCUGGACCGCCCAAGCGGUCUGAUUCGCAUCCACAGCGCCGACUCACGCUGGUCCAACGAGCGCGUCGCUACUCUGACAACAUCAUACGGCCCGUGCUAGCCCGCGCGUCAAGUCGCCAUGCCAGCGAUCCGCACGCCCACCGUACUCAACGCGUGCCUACCGUGAAUGACGAGAAUGGUGCUUUGCAUCCCUUCUGGCGACCGCGCGGGUUCUGGGACGACUUUGAAGACAGCGAUAGCGAGAGUGACGAGGAAUCAGCACUGCCAUCUGGUGGCGAUACCAGCGACGUCGAGGAUGCGCCCAUUGCACCCCCAAGGCGAUCCAAUACGCUGGGAAAGCGAUUCACCAGUGGCUUCAAGGGCUCAGGUGGAUUUCUGAUUGGCAAUUCCCUCGGCGUAGAACGUCACGGGACAAACAAACGCCGGCACCAUGUCACGCUUCCUGCGCGCUUUUCCAAGUCGGCCAAAACACCCACGCAGGCUUCGUCGCCGAAGAUCCUCAUUCAGCCACCGACCAUGCCUCUUGGACGCAUUCCCGGUGGUGGCAUCUCGAAACAGAGCUCACGAAGCAGCCUACGAUCGAAUAGCCUACGGUCGAAUGUGUCGUAUGAGCUGCCGCGGCGACGGGGAACGUGGCGUCAAGGGCGAAGCUUGCCAGGGUUGAAGAAGUACCAAGUGCAGUAUAUUGGGUUGAGCGGGGUGAAGGAGAAGAUACGGGAACGCAAGACGGAGAAGAGGAGGGAGAAGUUGAGACAGAGCAUUGGGACGCGGUAUUAUGUGGAGCCUGUUGUCCCUUCGGUAGGUUGA